AUGCCUCCUCCCAUUGAAGAUAUAUCCGACGAGGAAUCUGGCGAUAUUCCUUUCAGUGGUGCGCCAAAGACGAAUGGCAAAGAUACCCAGGACCCCCGGAAGACGAAGAAGACGAAGACGAAGAAGACGAAGAUGAAGAUGAAGAUGAGGAAGAGGGGCUGUGACUACGUCGUCGAGGAUAUUAUUGAACACGCCUGGCUUGAUGAUGGAACCCUUAAGCUCUGGGUGAAAUGGAAGGGUUAUGACAAAAUUGAAGAUCGCACAUGGGAAGAGGAGGAUGGUCUCAUGUACGUUUAUGCGCUCAUUGAGCUUCGGCAUGUGCUAUGCGCAUUUAUUGACAAAAAGAAACAUAGGGAUGGAGCCAGCGAUAUUGUCACAGCAUACUACAAGAGGAUCGGUGGUCGUCCGAAGAAGCCCGAAGAUAAGCCCAAGGCGGCAAAGCCAGGUCGCAAGCGCAAAUCUCUGGGUGAUUCGAAGCUAGCUACGCCCGCACCGGCCCCCUCAACGAGCGAAGCCAAGAGACAGCGCCGAAAGUCAGCGCCCAAAGAGACGACCAAGCAAGCUUCCCCCGAGUCCGAAGAAAAUGGCAUUCAAUGGCUUCCAAAGGGGAAGAACUGGGAUAAGGAUGUGAAAACGGUGGACACGAUUGUCCGGGAGGGCGACGCGGGUCUCAUGGCCUGGCUCGAGUUCAACAACGGACACAGAGCGAAACUGUCUAUCCAGGUCUGCUAUGAAAGAUGUCCUUUGAAAAUGCUCAAAUUUUACGAAUCGCAUCUGUGA
Penicillium robsamsonii is the source of this 780-nucleotide messenger RNA. Its product is annotated as chromo domain-containing protein. Bases 1 to 780 code for a protein of 259 amino acids. NCBI's taxonomy places the organism in Eukaryota, Fungi, Ascomycota, Eurotiomycetes, Eurotiales, Aspergillaceae. Gene Ontology annotation, molecular function: chromatin binding. The transcript is spliced from 5 exons. Gene Ontology annotation, cellular component: pericentric heterochromatin; nucleus. Gene Ontology annotation, biological process: negative regulation of transcription by RNA polymerase II; chromatin organization. The record is from RefSeq and is a predicted model, not a curated record.